AUGUCCAAGGCCCUCCGAGGACGCGUCUUCGACCUGUGGCGCCACUUCCAGGCGCUUCCCACCAAGUUCCAAGGCGAUGUAGACCUCAUCCAGCCCUCCUCUGCCUUGCCCAAAGUAUCUGGCGACUCUCUGCUGCGUGUCAUUGGCCAGAAACUAGAGCAGGAGCCCGAAGCUACCUACACUGUACAAGUUGCCGGUGGCCUGGUGCAGAGCGGCUUUUUGACGCCUACAACGGACUCGAAGCUGCUCCAGAGCUUUGAUUUCGAGAGUAAAAACUCGGAGUUCAUUGGAGUUGGCAAGGGACUCGCCCCUGAUGAAGUGAAAUCGGUCUGGAGCGUCAGGGAAGGAACAAUCCAGGCUGGCGCAUUGCACCGGAAGAAGGAGGGAUUUCUGGCCAAGUUUUUUGGCGGCCAGGAACUGUGUUACGUCGUGGCCAAUGACCAGAACAGGACUGUGUACAUCUUUGACUCUGACGUGGCCUUCAGCCCACGUGAUGAAAUGGAUGUGGCGACCGAUGCGACGGUAGAGUUUAGUGAGGAACUCAAGCACGGCAUCAAGCUGGCCAACCCCAAGGCCACGGAGGUGUUCGCGGCCGAGAGCAAGGAGAAGCAGGAGGAGUGGCUCAACUCGUUCAUCAACGCCGGCGCGCAGUACCGCGAGGUGUUCAACGUGGCCGACACGGCCAAGAUCAAGUCGUUCUACGAGCUCAAGGACUUCGACAUGGCUGGCAACGAGGUGUCCAUGGCCAAGUACAAGGGCAAGGUGGUGCUGGCCGUGAACGUGUCGAGCAAGUGCGGCCUGACGCCCACGAACUACCCGGAGCUGCAGGAGCUGUACGCCAAGUACAAGGACGAGGGUCUGGAGGUGCUGGCGUUCCCGUGCAACCAGUUCGCCGGCCAGGAGCCGGGCACCCACGAGGAGAUCAUGGAGUUCGUGAAGCAGUACAAUGUGACGUUCCCGUUCUUCGAGAAGCACGACGUGAACGGCGCGACGGCUCGGCCGGUGUUCACGUACUUGAAGACGAAGCUGCCGGGCUCGUUCGGCGACUUUGUGAAGUGGAACUUCACCAAGUUCCUGGUGGACCGCAACGGCCAGCCGUACAAGCGGUUCGCCCCGAAGGACCGUCCGCUGUCGUUCGAGGAGGACAUCAAGACGCUGUUGGCGCAGAAGGCUUCGGAAGAGUAA
Messenger RNA from Phytophthora sojae, 1185 nucleotides. RefSeq lists its product as hypothetical. NCBI's taxonomy places the organism in Eukaryota, Oomycota, Peronosporomycetes, Peronosporales, Peronosporaceae. The record is from RefSeq and is a predicted model, not a curated record. Gene Ontology annotation, biological process: response to oxidative stress. The transcript is spliced from 2 exons. Bases 1 to 1185 code for a protein of 394 amino acids. Gene Ontology annotation, molecular function: glutathione peroxidase activity.